AGCACAGAAUCCGGCAUGCAGCCGGAUUCUGAAAAUCGUAUUUUACAAAAUUCUAAUAUUUUAAUUCCUUCAAAGUUUUCAAAAGGACAUGUUGACACUACUGAAGAGGACGAGAAAGUGCAAUUUCUGAUGCAAAAUCAUCAUGAGCUCUGUGACCUUAGUAAAUGUAUGGGGAAACGUAUUAAUGGGCUUUUCAUCUGUCAGGUACUUCGGAUUCGUAAAUUUAUUAAUUUAAUUUUUAUGUUUUUUUCAGUUCUCAAACAUUCCUGGCUCCCAAUAUAG
Molecule: messenger RNA, 282 nt
Organism: Meloidogyne enterolobii
Lineage: Eukaryota; Metazoa; Nematoda; Chromadorea; Rhabditida; Meloidogynidae
Source: the annotation of a GenBank genome assembly